CGUUACUUGCAGUCACCAGAGAAGGAAAGAAAGAAAAGAAGAGAACUCAGAACCGAAACGCUCCGUACAAGAGAAGAGUAAUUCGAUCAAAGGAGGAAGAAGAAGAAGAAGAAAGAAGAUGGGGAAGGGAUUCGUUCCGAUGAAGGCUGUGACCUACGGCCUCUCACCUUUCCAGCAGAAGAUCAUGCCUGGUCUAUGGAAGGACCUUCCUACCAAGAUCCACCAUAAGGUCUCCGAGAACUGGAUCAGCGCCACCCUCCUCCUCGGUCCCCUCGUCGGAGUCUACUCGUAUGUUCAGAACUACCAGGAAAAGGAGAAGUUGUCCCACAGAUAUUGAGAGCAUGACAUUAUCAAUAUUUGGAUGGUUUCCAACUUUGUUGCUUUAGUCUUUGUCUAUGAGCAAAUAAUAAUGUGUUGAAACUCAUUUUUGCCCUUUUGCUUCUGAGAUGCCUGUGAAUUUGAGACGUUUCAACGUUGAUAUGUCUUAAUGUUGAUAGUUUUCUUCAUUUUA
Messenger RNA from Arachis duranensis, 511 nucleotides. RefSeq names its product cytochrome b-c1 complex subunit 8. The record is from RefSeq and is a predicted model, not a curated record. Gene Ontology annotation, biological process: mitochondrial electron transport, ubiquinol to cytochrome c. The transcript has 2 exons. The coding region runs from base 119 to 337 and encodes 72 amino acids. Lineage: Eukaryota; Viridiplantae; Streptophyta; Magnoliopsida; Fabales; Fabaceae.